Aphidius gifuensis is the source of this 2772-nucleotide messenger RNA. RefSeq names its product kinesin-like protein KIF23. Bases 159 to 2711 code for a protein of 850 amino acids. Gene Ontology annotation, cellular component: microtubule; nucleus; kinesin complex. Gene Ontology annotation, biological process: microtubule-based movement. The record is from RefSeq and is a predicted model, not a curated record. Gene Ontology annotation, molecular function: ATP hydrolysis activity; microtubule binding; ATP binding. NCBI's taxonomy places the organism in Eukaryota, Metazoa, Arthropoda, Insecta, Hymenoptera, Braconidae. The transcript has 2 exons.
GAUAUUUUACUUAUAAAAAAAAACGGUUAACCGGUAAUCUAAAUAAAUGCCCAAACACAAACAAUUGGAGUUGAAUAAUAAUUUAAUUGAUGAUAAACAAAUUGUGCCAGUGACAGAAAUAUUUAUUGAAAAUUAAUUGGAAUAAACACAAGGGAAUAAUGAAAACGUCACGACCAAAGGCCCCAAUGUCGGCCAGAAAACCUGCUAAACCAAGAUUUCCAAAUGUGUCAUCAAAAGAUCCAGUACAAGUUUAUUGUAGAAUAAGACCAAUGCAAAAUCCAACAGAUGAAUCAUGUAUGAAAAUAAUAUCACCAACAACAUUAGUUAUAACACCACCAGAAUCAGCAAUUAAUUUUCGUAGUAAUAGUAAAGAUAUACAAACAUCAUUUACAAAAAUAUUUGACGAUAAUAUAUCACAAAAAGAAUUAUUUAAUGAAGUUGCAUUGCCAUUUGUUGAAAAUUUAAUUGCUGGUAAAAAUUCAUUGUUAUUUACAUAUGGUGUUACUGGUAGUGGUAAAACAUACACAAUGACUGGUGAUGCAAAUGAUGUUGGAAUAAUGCCACGUUGUCUUGAUGUAUUAUUCAAUAGUAUAACAAAUUAUCAAGCUAAAAAAUAUGUAUUUAAACCAGAUAAAUUAAAUGGUUUUGAGGUACAAAGUGAUGCUGAUGCAUUAAUUGAUCGUCAAACUGAAUUAAAUGCUGGUUUAACAACACCAAGAAAUCCAAAAAAAGCUAAAAGAAUGAUUGGACAUGAUAGUGAUACUGAUAGUAAUCCACCAAGUUCAAGAGAACGUGAUGAAUCAUUAAUUAUUCAAGUUGAUCAAGAUAAUUCAUAUGCUGUAUUUGUAACAUAUGUUGAAAUAUAUAAUAAUAGUGUAUUUGAUCUUUUAGAUGAUAAUAUACCAGAAGAUCCAAGAUGUGGUGGUGUUCCUAAAAAUUUACAAUCAAAAUUAAUAAGAGAAGAUGGUAAUAAAAAUAUGUUUGUUCAUGCUGUUACUGAGGUUGAAGUUAAUAGUCCAGAGGAUGCAUUUCAAGUAUAUAAUCGUGGACAAAGAAGACGUAGAGUUGCACAUACAGCUCUUAAUACUGAAUCAAGUCGUUCACAUUCAACAUUUACAAUAAGAUUAGUACAAGCACCACUUGAUUGUGAUGGUGAAAAUGUUAUACAAGAUAAACGUGUUAUAAAUAUUAGUCAAUUAUCACUUGUUGAUCUUGCUGGUUCUGAAAGAACAAAUAGAACUAAAAAUACUGGACAAAGAUUACGUGAAGCUGGACAAAUAAAUAAUUCAUUAAUGACAUUAAGAACAUGUUUAGAAAUAUUACGUGAAAAUCAAGUACAAGGAAUUAAUAAAAUAGUACCAUAUAGAGAAUCAAAGUUAACACAUUUAUUUAAAAAUUAUUUUGAUGGUGAAGGUAGUGUUAGAAUGAUUGUAUGUGUUAAUCCACGUUGUGAUGAUUAUGAUGAAACAAUACAAGUUAUGAAAUUUGCUGAAAUAACACAAGAAGUACAAGUUACAAGACCAACUGUACAAAAAAUUGAUAUGGGUUUUACACCUGGACGUAGACAAGCUAAUAAAUUAUUUAAAGAAGCUAAAAAUAAAAUUGAUAAAGAUGAUACAACUGAUUUAUUACAUACAAAUGAUAUUGGUUUUGUAUAUAGUUUAGGUGGACAAUUUCCUGAACUUGAAUUAACAAAUCCUCAUAAUGAUCGUAUUAUUAAAAAUCUUAUUAAUUUUUUACAACAAAGAAUUAAUAAAAAAAAUAUAUUACGUAGUGAUUUAACAGCUAAACAAAAUGAAUGUCGUAAAAUUUUACAUAACAUGGAAAAAGAUAAUAUUGAGCUUAGAAUUGAUAAUAGUUCAUUGAAAAAUUGUAAUGAACAACAAAAAGAAAAAAUAAAUACAUUUUAUACACAUGUACAUGGUACUGAAACUCAAAAUGAUCAUUUAUUUAAUAAAUUAAAAAAAGCUGAUGAUAUUAUCAAGAGUCUACGUCAAGAAAUACAUCAUAAAGAAUUUUUAUUAAAUCAACAAUUAUUAAAUGAAGCUAAGCUAAAAAAAGAUUAUGAUGUUAAAUUACAAAAUGAAUCAGAUAAAAUUAAACGUGAUGCACAAAGAGAGUUGAAAUAUAAAAAUCAAAAAAUAAUAACACAUAAUAAACAACUUGAGGAAAAAGUUAAACGUGCACAAGAAAUAUUUACAUCAAAUUUACCAAUAUCAACAGUUGAAAGUAAUAAUGUCAAUGUACAUGAACAAAUUAAUAAAUGGAAUAAACAACAGCCAUCAACUGGCAAUGAUAAUAGAACAAGAAAAGUACCAGUUGUUAAUUUACGUAGUAGAAGAUCACGUAGUACAGAGGGACGUUGGGUUAGUCAUCAAGCAAAAAAUUUAGUACCACUUGAUACUGUUUUACAACCACGUGUAGCACGUAAAAGUUUAUCAAAAAUGUUGGAUCCAAAAGAAGUUACUGGCUCAUCAAGAUAUUGUUUGAUUGAUCAAGAACAAGAUACUGAUGGUGAACUUGAAACAAAAGUAUACAAGGGUGAUAUAUUACGAACAAGUGGUGGUGGUGCACAAGUUGUUUUUAAUGAUGUUGAACAUCUCAAACAAAUGUCACCAACUGCUGGAAAAAAAAGAUCAAGUAAUGCCAGAGACAAUAAUGAAAAUCAAAAUAUUCCAGCUGACAAUAAACGACCACGAGUCAAUCGUUAGUAUUAUUAUUCAAAAUAAUAUUAAAUACUCUCUUUAUAUCAAAACAUACUCACUUAUAUUU